Molecule: messenger RNA, 699 nt
Organism: Clarias gariepinus (North African catfish)
Lineage: Eukaryota; Metazoa; Chordata; Actinopteri; Siluriformes; Clariidae
Exons: 7
Coding region: 1-699 (232 amino acids)
Biological process (GO): response to bacterium
Source: RefSeq, a predicted model, not a curated record
AUGGAACUGCUGGAUGUUGGACACGCGGCACUUCGCCACCGUCCACUUAAGGACGCCACACAGGGAUCAGGUUUGCUCUCAGAUACUCUGUGCUCUUUAACUUUGGAGGCAGAAGCUGGAGAUAAAGUCACUGUUUGGUGCCAACAUAACCUGACUAGAACAGGCUACAUCUACUGGUUUAAACACACAAGUGAUUCAGUUCCACUUCUUAUUGGGUGUAAACAAUUUUUUACAUCAGCUCCAUCAGAAACGUGUUACUUCUUUACUGAAAGUGAGAGAAUAGUGACGGCUGUUCAUGACAAGAACACGUCUCUCACCAUCACUGCAGUAAAUGUCUCUGAUACAGGACUCUAUUACUGCAUCUACAUGGAAAAGAAUCAGAUUCCAUUCAGUGAUUCAGUUUACUUAAGAGUGAAAGGGGUAAAUAAAACACUGACCAAGAUCACAGACAGAGCAAAUGGUUCAGACUGUCCUGCUGUGUCCUUCAUGCUGACUGCUGUGUUUGGUGCAGUGAUUGUGAUCGUGAUUCUUCUCAGUGUCCUGAUCUUCAUCAUACUGAAGCACAAAGGUCAUGAAGCAUCGAAAAAUAAGGAUCCUGAAGCAGACUCAGAACAUUUUGCUGCACUACAUCUUCCAAAGAAAAAAAACAAGAGGGCAAAUAAAUGCAAUAAAAUCGUGUAUACAGAUGUUGCUUCUUGA